Molecule: messenger RNA, 860 nt
Organism: Racocetra fulgida
Lineage: Eukaryota; Fungi; Glomeromycota; Glomeromycetes; Diversisporales; Gigasporaceae
Source: the annotation of a GenBank genome assembly
AUGUCUUUAAGCGUCGUGCUGACGCUUAACUUUUUUCCCCCAGGUGUUCAUAUAAUUAAUAUUGGCAAGACGUGGGAAAAAUUGAUUUUCGCUGCCCGUAUUAUUACUGCCAUUGAAAAUCCCGCUGAUGUAGUAAUAAUUUCAGCUCGUCCAUAUGGUCAGCGUGCUGUAUUAAAAUAUGCUUCGUACACUGGUGCACAGCCUAUUGCCGGUCGAUUUACUCCUGGAACUUUUACGAAUUACAUUACUAGAUCUUUCAAAGAGCCUCGAUUAAUUGUUGUAACUGAUCCGAGGACUGACCAUCAAGCAAUCAAGGAGGCUUCUUAUGUUAAUAUUCCCGUUAUUGCAUUAUCUGAUACAGAUUCUCCUCUUCGUUUUGUCGAUGUUGCGAUCCCUACCAAUAACAAGGCUAAGCAUUCAAUUGGUUUAAUCUAUUGGUUGUUGGCUCGUGAAGUACUUCGUCUUCGCGGCACCAUUACAAGAGAUUCUCCAUGGGAUGUAAUGGUUGAUAUGUUCUUCUACCGUGAUCCAGAAGAAGCAGAGAAAGAAGCCGAGACUACUACUACAACGGAUAAAAUUGUUGCACCAUUUGAAACUCCUUGGGAACAACAAGAAAUGCCUAGUGAUUGGGAUGCGACUGGCACAACAGCACCUGGUGGUGUUAACCCUGUUGUUGCCAUGGUUGCGACUGCUAAUCCAACAAACGUCGGAGAUUCAAAUUGGGAUACACAAGAAACGGAAGCUACCGGUUGGGGCGAGUCUACCUAUGAUAAUUCAUUUGCAGAGACUGGUGCUGGUUUUACCGAACCUACUGAAACAGCAACGUUCGAAACUACUCCUUUUGGCGAUUCUAGUGGCAA